Messenger RNA from Bipolaris oryzae ATCC 44560, 1752 nucleotides. RefSeq lists its product as uncharacterized. Gene Ontology annotation, molecular function: transmembrane transporter activity. The transcript has 3 exons. Lineage: Eukaryota; Fungi; Ascomycota; Dothideomycetes; Pleosporales; Pleosporaceae. The record is from RefSeq and is a predicted model, not a curated record. The coding region runs from base 1 to 1752 and encodes 583 amino acids. Gene Ontology annotation, biological process: transmembrane transport.
AUGCCUCCAGAUCCAAAGGAUGCACCGUUUCCCACCAAGCAGCUCAUCAUCAUCGGAAUAUGUCGAUUCUCCGAGCCUCUCGCUUUCAACUCCAUCCUCGCCUACUCUCCCAAGAUGGUUGAGGAUCUCGGCAUGUCGCACCGCGACGCUUCCUUUUACGCCGGCCUGCUCGUUUCGGCCUACGCCAUCGCCGAAGCAAUGACUGCCCCGUUAUGGGGUAUGGUUUCUGACCACUAUGGUCGAAAGCCCAUUGCUCUCUCUGGCCUCUUGGGCGUUGCCCUCUCAAGUUUGGUCUUUGGCCUUGCCCCCACUUACUGGGUCGCUUUGCUUGCCCGCUUCGUCGGCGGCGCACUGAACGGCAAUGUCGCAAUCAUGCAGACCAUGGUGGCGGAAAUGGUCAAGAACCCAGCCCAUGAGCCACGCGCAUACGCGACCCAACCCUUUGUCUGGACUCUGGGCGGCAUCAUUGGCUCGGCAAUGGGUGGUUUCCUCGCCCAGCCUGCACGACUGUACCCAAACACUUUCGACAAGGACGGCCUCUUUGGACGCUAUCCCUACUUCCUGCCUAACCUCGUUGCCGCCGUUGGAAUCCUGCUAGCCAUUCUCCAGGGCAUGCUUUUCCUAGAGGAAACCCUUGUUCGCGAGGAGAAGCCAGAGGGAGAAAACGGAAUUGCCGACCACCACGACGACCACGUGGACCAUAUGGCCACCAUCAACGAAACUCCUGCCAACGAGAGGAGCCGUCUUCUGCCACCGCCUCCAAACCACCAACAUCUUGGCCGCGACCCUCGCGGCUCAACCGCUGGAUCUACGCGUCACCGUGGUUCCAUCGCCAGCUUUACCCGCGAUCGUUUAGCUUCAAUCUCCGUUUCAGGCAGCAUUCGUCAUAUCCGCAAGCGAGCCUCGUUCAUGGAGGAAGGUAUGCCCAUGCCCUUUGACCAGCGUUUCGACAUCCGCCGUUCAUCCUUUGGAACCAUGCAUUCGAUCAAGAUCCAACAAGAUGUGCUACCUAUUCGCGGCGGUCCACCCCCAAAGCCUCGUCGGACUUUUAACCGAACCGUCGUCAUGGUCAUCCUCGCAAUGUCCAUUCUCGCCUUCCACCAAAUGGCCUUCUUCUCAAUCCUUCCCGUCUGGGUCCUAGACGACCACACCCACAGAGGCCUCGACUUCCAUGGCGGUCUCGGCCAAGACAUUCCUGAUGUAGGCACCUUUCUGACUGUUAACGGUUUCAUCACGCUCUUUGUCCAAGGCUUCAUUUUCCCCAUCUUUGUAGAGUGGGCUGGAGUCUGGAAUUCCUUCAUCUGGAUGAUCGUCCUAUACCCCAUUACGUACCUAUUCGUCCCAUUUAUCACUGCCUUUCCGCCAAUAUUCGAGACUACCGGUGUCUACUUUGUUCUCUUCCUCCAGGCCUUUUUCGGAAUUGUGGUAUUCCCAUGCGCUCUGAUUCUGAUGAAGAACGCCAUCCCAUCACCGCUCGUCCUUGGUCGCGUCAACGGCCUCGCCAUGUCUGCAUGCUGUCUGGCAAGAACUAUUUCUUGCCCAUUGAUUGGACUCAUAUACUCUCUUGGAGGCUCGGCAGCAGCUUGGUUCAGUCUUGCUGCUAUAGCCAUCAUUGGCGCGAUCCAGCUGCUUUGGGUCCCCAAGGAAGACAUUGGUUCCGUUACCAUUGACAACGGCCUCAAGAAGGUUCUUCAUGACGAUGCUGACGAGGAUGCGGUCGAUGAUAUUUCCAUCAUUGAGUCUGUACGAUAA